Molecule: messenger RNA, 3453 nt
Organism: Astyanax mexicanus (Mexican tetra)
Lineage: Eukaryota; Metazoa; Chordata; Actinopteri; Characiformes; Acestrorhamphidae
Gene: kank3
Product: KN motif and ankyrin repeat domains 3
Exons: 12
Coding region: 289-3141 (950 amino acids)
Biological process (GO): negative regulation of actin filament polymerization
Cellular component (GO): cytoskeleton; cytoplasm
Molecular function (GO): protein binding
Source: RefSeq, a predicted model, not a curated record
CGUCCAUCUUUAGCCUGUAAUCAACAGCCACUGGGUUCAGUUAGUGGAGAAAGUUACAGUUACCGGAGUUCUCGUUUGGUUUGGGGGAGAAAAAUCUGAAACACCAGUUCUGCCUGCUUUUAGGAGGAGAAAGGGGUCACCCAGAGGGUGCAGUGGUGUGUGAGAUCAAUUGUGCUUCUUAUGACGGCCCGGAACCUUUCUGCAAUGCUUAUUUUAACCUGACGCUUGCACACAUACAUUGUAAGGUCCUGAAUUGACCUCUGGAAGGGCACCAGAAGGUUCCAAAACAUGACCCAAUCUGUGCAGAUAAACCCCAAGCUGCCAAAUUUGGGUGCCCCUUUUCAAUGUGCCACUCAGGAGGAAAUGGAUCAAAGUGCAUCCUAUUCUGUGCAAACACCGUAUGGAUUUCAGCUGGAUCUCGAUUUUCUUAAGUAUGUGGAAGAAAUCGAGAGUGGUCAGAGCAUCCGCAGGGCCCACAUGAGCCCUCGGAGACCCUCCCGUAGUGACCGAGGCUCCCAGAGGAGUGCAGGGGGUCGCGCCAGUGGCUGGACUUCUACUGAGUCACUGGCAUCGACAACAAGCGAGGAUGGCCGCUCUGCUCCUCCACCCGUUGCUCGAAGCCACCUUAUAUCACCCAGUCCUAAGUCCCAGCCCCUUUCGCCAACAUCAGUGUUCAGCCCCACACUGCCCUCCGCUUCAAAGAUUCCUCCUCCACCGCCACCACGUAACCCUCGGGUGGAAAGAACACUCCUCGAAACAAGCCGUCGACUGCAGCAGGAGCAGAGCUUUUUCCCCAAUGGUUUAGGAUUGCCUGCCUCUGACCUUUCCAGGGUGGGCACUAGAGAUGGAGGAGGAUCUGUUGGCAACUUAUCGGCAUCCUCACCGUUGCCUACAGAUGGUCACCUGCUACAGAUUUCAACCACUGCUGCUACUACUGUGCAGAAUCCACCUUCCACUGGCUGGAACAGACUCAGCCCUCAGAACUCUGGCAGGAGUACCCCAGCUUCCAACUGUGGGACGUCGGCUUCAUCUUCGAUUCCCCCAGGGCAGCUCCAGACAGUGCGAGAGCAGAUGGCUGCAGCUCUUAGGCAGCUUAAGGAGAUGGAGGAGAAAGUGAAAGGAGUUCCAGCCUUGGAGAGAGAAGUAACCCUGCUCCGCGCUGAAAAGGACAGACUAGAGCUGGCCCUCCAACAGAAAACCGAAGAACUUGCGGCUUUAGCUGAGGCAGCAGCCAAUAGGGUAGAACUUGCACACUUGAACCUGUCAUCGUCUUCGAGUCCCAACAGUUCUGAACCAGAGUUGAAGUCCAGUGAAGUAGUAAAAGAACCUCCACCCAUGAUAGUAGAACGGAACUCUAUAGCUGUAGGCGAUGAUGUCCCUCUUGAGGCGGUGGUUGUUUGCAAUCGACAGAAUGCUAAAGAUGUAUCAAUAGAAGCUACAGUCAGUGUCUCUCAUGUGGGUAUAGAAACUGAGGUGGCAACUAUGCAUGACGAAGAGGUCCAGGUUGGACCAGUACAGACUGAGGAAGUGGCUGUCUGGGUAAUGGAGUCAUUGCUUGGGCUGUCAAGCGAGACAGAGCAAGAAAUCAGCAACCUGCAGCAGACCAUCACAUUACAGCAGGAGUCCAUCCAAGUUCUGGAGACACGCCUAAGCCAGGCCAAUCAGCACCUGGAGGAACUGAAGGCUAAGGAGAAAGAAAGAACCUCCAAGAUCUCAAUAGAAAGAGGGACACUCGUCAAACCAGAGACAACAGAUGCUCUCGUAUCUACUGAAGUUUGUUUGACAUCCUCUAUAGGAGUGGGAGUUUCAGAUUCAGACUUUCCAGUGUCCAAGACGGAUCAAAGCAUGCAGACGGAUUCUGUGGAAUGUUCAGAGGAAAAGACCCCCGUGACGAGGGUCAGCACAGGUGUCCAGUGCGAAAAUCUUCUUAGCACUGACCCACAAGACAAUCAAGAACAGUCAAUAUCUGCAGAGGGUACAGGCCCUCUUAAAUCCAUCAUGAAGAGAAAGGAUGGAAGUGGCUCGGGUGUGGCUUGCAGCGGUGGAAAGAAGAGCUUAAAAUUUGUCGGGAUUCUGAAUGGAGGGUAUGAAUCAAGCUCUAGUGAAGAAGAAGAGGAGGAGGAUGAAGAGGAGGGUGAAGAAGGAAGUUCCUCUGAUGAAAGUGCUGAUGGUGCUUGUUCAGACAGCAGUGAGGAGGAGGCAGCAGCAGCUCUGGAGGACACUUCUGAUGAGGAAAGGAAUAUAAAUUUGGAGGACAGCGAUAGUGAUGAAAAUGUACAAGCUGUUACAGAAGAGGGGAAGGAGCAGACUGAGGAAGUAAAAGAAAAGUUUGAGCUGAGUUCAAAGAUGCGUGAGGCUUGCCUCAUUUUGAAGAACCACCUAAAUGAUGGUGCCAAAGCAGCAAAGAGUAAAGAACUGCUGUCCAGCACCCACACCGUGCAGUUGGAAUGGUUCAGGGUAUCCAGUGCUAAGAUGUCUCAGCCGACGCGGGUCUCCAACUACCUGAUGGCUUUCUCUGAAAUCUCCCCUGUCCUGCUGGGCCACGUAGUCAACAUGACUGACGGCAAUGGCAACACAGCUUUGCAUUACAGCGUCUCGCAUUCCAACUUCACUGUGGUUGGCCUCCUGCUCGACACAGGGAAGUGUAACGUGGAUCAGCAGAACAAGGCCGGAUAUACCGCUGUGAUGCUGGCAGCAUUAUCUGCAGUGAAGGAGGAGGAAGACAUGGUGGUGGUUAAGAAGCUGUUUAGUCAGGGCAAUGUCAAUGCUAAGGCAAGCCAGGCUGGGCAGACUGCACUGAUGCUGGCAGUGAGUCACGGGAGGCAGGAGAUGGUGCGAGCACUACUGGAAUGCGGUGCCAGUGUGAACAUACAGGACGACGAAGGCUCCACGGCGCUGAUGUGUGCCAGCGAACACGGCCGUGCUGAGAUCGUCUCCCUGCUGCUGGAGCAGGCAGGCUGUGACAUUUCCAUCGUAGACAAUGAUGGCAGCAACGCCCUGUCCAUUGCCCUGGAGGCAUCCCACAAUGACAUCGCUGUGCUGCUGUAUGCACACAUGAACUACUCUAAAGCUCAGGGAGAGGUUCCCAAAGCAAACCCGAGAAGUCCAUCCAGUCCUAGAAAGCUAUGGCCAUCUGAGUAAUGCAGCCUAGCAGAGCUCAGGCAAAUGGAGGAAAAUGGAUAUUAGCAGGACUAACUAUCUUAACUGGAAAACUAACAUUGUUUAUAUAACAGGUUUACAUGUAAUAAUACUGUAUAGGCCGGCUGUUCAAUUCCCAGUUACUUAUGAUCAUAUUGCGUUACCGUACAAUCAUUAUUAAUAUAAUUAUUAUUGUGUGCCACUUUACUAAUCACAUUCAUUUCAGUUGGGAGGACAGAUGUAUGUCUGUACAUGGUUUAAAACAUUUUUUAUCAGUAAGGUUUUUCAGAAAUAGAGAGAGAGAGAGAGAGAGAG